GAGUGAGCUGAGGUGGACUUGUUCCUUUCAGUCAGAGUGAAACGAACGGAGCAGGUCAGCUACUGGAUCGCAGGAGCAACACGAAACCCCCGAGACAACCUUUCAGGCACCAUGAUGAUCAGGAUAGCCGCAUUCCUCACCCUGCUGGUGGCCGCCUGCUCCGGAGAGAGCUGCACAGACCCAGUCAUCACUCCGUCGGCCUACACCACCUCUGACGCCGUCAUUUCCUCUGAGUCUGUCUUCAUCGUUGAACUGAGUCUGACGUGUGCCAACGGAGCCCAGAGCGUGACUCUGUAUGCUGAUGUCAACGGAAGGCAGUUCCCUGUGACCAGAGGCCAGGAUGUUGGCAAAUACCAGGUGUCGUGGAGUCUUCCUCACAAACAGGCCAGCUCUGGAACAUACCAGGUCAAAUUCUUCGAUGAGGAGUCCUACAGUGCCCUGCGCAAGGCCCAGAGAAACAAUGAAGAUGUAAAUGCCAUCCAGCCUCUCUUCUCUGUGAACAUCGACCACAGGGGAGCAUGGAGCGGCCCGUGGGUGUCCACUGAGGUGGUGGCUGCCCUCAUUGGCAUCCUGUUUUAUUACAUGGCAUUCAGCGCCAAGAGCACCAUCCAAGCAUAAACAGAGCCACAGUCACUUGUUAACCACUGGAUCAUUAAAGACUGAAUUCUGGUGGAGCUCGACCAACGAUCUAUCAUCCACUGUUGUGGCAAACAAACAGGAUUUUGCUACUUGAUCUGCUUUGAGACGACAUGCAAAAGUAGCAGUCUUUGUAUUUUUUAUUCAGACUGUGUCUGUGUGCGAUCGGUCUUAUCAAUUUACAGAUGAGUUCUGUCAUGAGUUUGUCCAGUCAGUGUGAAUGGAAUUUUGUAAUUUUUUUUUUUUAAUACCACACCAAUAAACCUGGACUUUUACAAUUAAUGGAAUAGAAAUCUACCUUAUAUGCUGUGGUCAGUCCUGCCUAAGAGUAGCUGGUACAUCCAGACCAGGUUCUCCUCCUGUGUGGAUGCGUUGGUCAGAGUGGGACUUUUACAGAUGUUCUGAAUACAACAGAGAAAGGUCAAGCCUUCCAUGAUAUGAAACGUCAAUAAUGUAACUGUACUGGUUGCCUUGUACAGGCUUAGCGGAUGUGUCCCUUCCAGGAAAAUGAAUAAAUGGCUUGUCUUUCUUCCA
Molecule: messenger RNA, 1170 nt
Organism: Amphiprion ocellaris (clown anemonefish)
Lineage: Eukaryota; Metazoa; Chordata; Actinopteri; Pomacentridae
Gene: ssr4
Product: signal sequence receptor, delta
Exons: 6
Coding region: 112-618 (168 amino acids)
Cellular component (GO): endomembrane system; membrane; endoplasmic reticulum
Source: RefSeq, a predicted model, not a curated record